AUGGGUGCAUUAGUGACACGCAAUCGUUCUGAAUUACACAAUCAAUUCAGAUUUAUACAAAUGGCUGUAGGAGCUGUUCCAUCACCAUUCGACUGUAUGUUGUGUCUCAGAGGAUUACGGACACUUCCAUUACGAAUGAAAGCUCAUAUGCGAAAUGGACUUAUAGUGGCUAUGAUGCUUGAAAAACAUCCAAUGGUGGAAAAAGUUCUACACCCAGGUUUGAAAUCAUUCCCUCAACAAGAUAUUGUUGCUAAACAAAUGCAUGGUUUUAGUGGCAUGAUAACUGUGUAUCUACGAUGUACAGGUGAACAGACUAAAGUGUUCCUUGAACAUUUAAAGAUUUUUACACUGGCUGAAAGCUUGGGUGGCUAUGAAAGUUUGAUUGAAAUUCCAUCCAUUAUGACGCAUGCUUCAGUCCCCGAGGAAAUUCGUAUGGCUAAUAAAAUCACUGAGAACAUGGUUCGUCUGUCCAUAGGCCUCGAAGAUCCAAAGGAUUUAACACUAGAUCUAUACGGCGCGUUAGAUAAAUUGAACGAAGAAUGA
Trichobilharzia szidati is the source of this 543-nucleotide messenger RNA. The record is from the annotation of a GenBank genome assembly. Lineage: Eukaryota; Metazoa; Platyhelminthes; Trematoda; Strigeidida; Schistosomatidae.